AUUCGAAAUAUUGGUUAAUUGGAAACCGGGGAAAUUGUCAUUCGAAAUAUUGGUUGAUUUUGUCUUUGCUUUGUCAUCCUGACGUAUGUUCUCUCCAUUUCAAAAGAAAAAGAUUCCUUCAUUCGAGAUACUUGUUGAUUUUGUCUUUGCUUUCUCAUCCCGAUUUAUAAAUGAGUUGUAUGUGCUCAAAAUUUGAAAAGAAUACUGGAUAUUUUUUUUCAAUUUGACUAUACCGAAAAUGUCAGGCUACUAGGCACAUGCUUAUACAGCCCAUCCUCCUCCCGGGCCUAUUCGCGGCAGCGGGCCAGCCAGAUGGCCCAAUAGAUGUCCAGGUCGGGCCCAUCCCAGCCUCGCCUAAACGCCGGUGACUAGAGAUGGACAGCCGUUCUAUCUCCAGUGGCGAUUGUCGAACUCAAUCGGACAUGUGGGCCACAUCUCCUUCGCCACACCCACUCCAUCUCCGGCGACCGCCGCCGCCUCCCUUCCUCGUCCGCCGCCACAACAAGCGGCUGGACCGCAUCGCAGCCUCACAGGACCCCCUCACCGCGCUGACCCGCGUGCUGUGGGGGCGCGCGCUGCCGCCGGCGCAGCUCGUCCUCGCCGUGCGCCACGGCUGGACCGCGGCGUGGCAGCUCCUGAUGCGGCAGCUAGCGCCGUCCGACCCGUCGACGGGCGCCUUCACCCGUACCCCUGCCCGCUUCCCCGCCGUCGCGGGGGAGCCCAGCUCCCGGCUCCACCUCUACGUGGGCCUCCCCUGCCCCUGGGCGCACCGCACCCUCGUCGUCCGCGCGCUUCUCGGUCUCGAGGCCCGCCUCCCGGUCUCCGUAGCCGUCCCCGGGGACGACGGCGCGUGGUCCUUCACGCCCGGCAGCCCCGACCGGCUCUACGGCAAGCGGAAGCUCCGAGAGGUGUACACCCUGCGGAGCGGCGGGUUCGAGGGCAGGGCCUCCGUGCCCAUGCUCUGGGACGCCGAGCGCCGCGAGGUGGUCUGCAACGAGAGCAUCGAGAUCGUCAAGUUCCUCUGCGGCCUCGUGGGCGACGGCGCCGGCGGCCUCGACCUGUGGCCGCCGGAGCUGCGCCAGGACAUCGACCGCUGGUACGGCCUCAUCUACCCCAGCAUCAACAACGGCGUGUACAGGUGUGGGUUUGCGCAGACCCAGGAGGCGUACGACGCCGCGGCGACCGAGCUGUUCGGCGCACUCGACAAGCUGGAGGCGCACCUCGCCGGCUCCCGCUACCUGUGCGGGGACAGGCUCACGCUGGCCGACGUCUGCCUCUUCACGACGCUCAUCCGCUUCGACCUCGUGUACAACACCCUGUUCCGGUGCACCAGGCGGAAGCUGGCCGAGUACCCCAGCCUCCACGCCUACACGCGCGACAUCUACCAGAUGCCCAAGGUUGCCGAGACAUGCGACACGGAGGCCAUCAUGGCAGGAUACUUCAAGACACUCUUCCCGCUCAACCCCGGCGGGAUCCAGCCACUCCCGCCGGCGACGUGCGAUAGGGAGUCGCUCUUGAGGCCACACGGCAGGGAGGCCUUGUCCUCUGCUGCUGACACGCCGCUUGAAGCAGCUGCUGUUUCAUAACUCAGGCUAUGAACAAAGCUAGAAACUGCAGAAAGAGUUUAUAGUUAUACCAGAUACUGAUGGUUCAGCUUCACAGGAUCAAAUCACAUCAGCAGUAACUGGCAUUUGCAAACUAUUGGCUAUAUGAGUCACUGGUUAAAUAUGUUGUCAAGAUCUGUGCUGCCAGUGAUGAUUAUGAUAGUCUUUUGGAUGAAGACAGAAUUGGUUCUGCUCAGUGUACCCAAACUGUGAAUUUCCAUGUACUUAUUAGAAUCCUUAGUGUAAUAAACCGCUCCUCUUUGGACAUGUAAAUUUUGUAAAGCAGCUGAUGAGUUGUAUAAAAGAUGAAUCUUAUUGACUAUUGGCAUUUGUA
Sorghum bicolor (sorghum) is the source of this 1938-nucleotide messenger RNA. RefSeq names its product glutathionyl-hydroquinone reductase YqjG. Bases 375 to 1586 code for a protein of 403 amino acids. Gene Ontology annotation, molecular function: glutathione transferase activity. Gene Ontology annotation, cellular component: cytoplasm. Lineage: Eukaryota; Viridiplantae; Streptophyta; Magnoliopsida; Poales; Poaceae. The record is from RefSeq and is a predicted model, not a curated record. The transcript is spliced from 2 exons.